AUGGAAAAAAAAAAAAAAAAAAGGAAAAGAAAUCUUCUAACAGCAGCUGACUACAUUCUGCCUGAUCAGCUCCUUUUAUCAUAUCAUCUCCAUCCACAUCACCAGCCAACAUCAUCAUCGCAGGCAUCUAGUCCUUCGUGUGGCGACAGUCGGAAAGCAACGAAGAAAAAGCGACAUCCUCUUCGAUUCAACAACUUGGCGAAGACGGCAGUGAAGAAGACAGCGAAGAGGCAGAAGGAGAACGCAAAGCGCUUUAUUGGCUCUCCAGAGACUUCGACUAACUUACUUAUACUUGUUCUCCCUCGCCCUGUUUUGGUUUCUUUUUUCUCCUUUUCUUUUUUCCAUUCUCUGCUUUAUUCUAUCAAUUCUUUCAAGUACAGUAACCUGGUCACUCAUAUCAGAAAAAUGGGGAAGAAAAAGCGCGGCCAUCCGGAUCUCGAGGAGUUGCUCGCAAGGCCAUGGUGCUAUUACUGUGAGCGUGACUUUGAUGACUUGAAGAUUCUCAUUUCUCACCAGAAGGCGAAACACUUCAAAUGCGAGAGGUGUGGGAGGAGGUUAAACACAGCCGGAGAGUCUCUAUCCCAGGUCGACAAUGCCCUUCAGAACCGGUCAAGUCUCGAUAUUGAGAUUUUUGGCAUGGAAGGUGUCCCGGAGGACGUGUUGCAGGCCCACAACCAGCGUGUCUUGCAACAGUAUCAGCAGGCAGAGGCUGAACGGCGUGCUGCAACGGGAAAUCCUGCACCGGGCACUUCAGGCAGUAGUGGACAGUCUAAAAAGCCCAAGUUCGAAUCUCCUUCUGAGUUGAAGAAGAGACUUGCGGAGCAUAAGGCGCGUUUGGCAGAACAAGCGGCCGGCGGAAGCAGUGGAGACACUACGCCCAUAGGUGCUGGACAACAGUCACAAUCUACGCCUGGUGGCACUCCAUAUCCUCAACAGCCUGGUUUUGUACCACCAACCGGGCCACAGAGCUACCCUAUGCAUCAGUAUCCUCCUUCUACGAACAUGUCAACGUCACCGUACCCACAGGCCGGUGUUCCCCCCAUUGUUUCACCAGUUGGAGCCAGCCCUACUCUCCCGUACCAUCACCAACAGCACCACCAGGCAAUGAGAACACACACACCACCUCAGGCUAUAUCUCCCUCCUAUCCUACCCGAACACCAAGCCUACCACCCGCUCCAGGGCUUCCUCAACGGCCCAGUUUUGGCGCCCCGCAAGUCAAUGCCUUCCAAAUGCAACAGCUGCACCAAGGCCAAGUUUCGGGGCCUCCAGCUGUUCCUAUGCCUACAGAUGCGCAGGGCAACCGUGCCCACCCUCUGCCAGAUGCUAAUUCUGAAUCUUUAUCAGCAUCAGCUGAUAAAUUGAUUUCAGAGGCUGCUAAGCAAGCCAAAGAGUUACCAGCUAAGCCAAGCCCCGCCCCCGGAACCCCUGAAGAAGGGGCUGCUGGUAAACCUUUGAAGAAAGAAAAGGCUAAGUCCACCAGACUAGUUUAUUCCGACAAUGAGAUCAGUCCAGAGGAAAAACUGGCCCGUCUACCUCGAUAUGCCUUUGUUCCACAGCAGAUAGACGAGAAUUCUUCAGGGGAGACAGCAGCAGAGCCUGUUGCUGGUGCCGAAGAAGUUGUCAACCUCCCAGCGUAA
Messenger RNA from Trichophyton benhamiae CBS 112371, 1638 nucleotides. RefSeq lists its product as uncharacterized. The transcript is spliced from 4 exons. Lineage: Eukaryota; Fungi; Ascomycota; Eurotiomycetes; Onygenales; Arthrodermataceae. Gene Ontology annotation, cellular component: nucleus. Bases 1 to 1638 code for a protein of 545 amino acids. The record is from RefSeq and is a predicted model, not a curated record.